Ilex paraguariensis (yerba mate) is the source of this 606-nucleotide messenger RNA. Lineage: Eukaryota; Viridiplantae; Streptophyta; Magnoliopsida; Aquifoliales; Aquifoliaceae. The record is from the annotation of a GenBank genome assembly.
AUGAGGAGGAAAUGCAAGUUCUCUUUACUACCAAGCUUGAAGAGAGGAGUAAUUGUAUAUGCUUAUGAUUCUAAUCCUACGGAAUCCGAUUCUUAUAGACAGGAAAGCACUAGUUUGCGGAUUAAUGGGGUGGUACCAUUUCGUGGGAAAUCAGGUUCCAUUUCAUUUGUUGGGGUGACUCAUCAGUUGGUUGAAGAAAGUAAAUUAGUGUCAGCUCCUUCUGCAGAAAGCACUGGCUCGUUUCUCUGGGCGUGGGCUCCUAUUUCCCUGAUUUCAUCACUGGUCAUUCCGCAGCUCUUUGUUGGUGCUGCAAUUGAUGGCUUCUUCGGUGAUGAGAUCCUCUCAGGUCAAUUUGAACGGCUUUUUCAGUUUGCCAGAAGAAUUGAGGAUUUUAUGUUUACAAUCACCCCGGAAGAGGUUACUGCCUGGAUCCCAUUCCAGAUAGGACAAUCGAAAAUGGAUCUUCAAAAGGUGGUGAAAUCCAGUUUAUCGCGGAAGGAGUUUCUGGACAAGUACGAUAACUUUGCACAACUUGUUGCCAAGAUUUACCCUAACGAGACAAUUCCAUUGAUAGCAGAAAUGAGAGAGCUUUUGGCAUCCAUGUAG